This is a messenger RNA of Apus apus (common swift), 6383 nucleotides long. It is a transcript of the gene SEPTIN8, whose product is annotated as septin 8. Gene Ontology annotation, biological process: cytoskeleton-dependent cytokinesis. The transcript has 10 exons. The record is from RefSeq and is a predicted model, not a curated record. Gene Ontology annotation, molecular function: GTPase activity; GTP binding; molecular adaptor activity. Gene Ontology annotation, cellular component: septin ring; microtubule cytoskeleton; cell division site. The coding region runs from base 75 to 1409 and encodes 444 amino acids. NCBI's taxonomy places the organism in Eukaryota, Metazoa, Chordata, Aves, Apodiformes, Apodidae.
UUCCAGGAAGUGGCCAUAUUGGAUCCAUUCAGCCGCAUCCAGCCGCGGCGGGGAGAGCGGCUGCAGCCCCGGCCAUGGCCGCCACCGACCUGGAGCGGUUCUCGAAUGAAGAGAAGAGGAACCUUUCCCUGGGGGGCCAUGUGGGCUUCGACAGUCUCCCCGACCAGCUGGUCAGCAAGUCUGUCACCCAAGGCUUCAGCUUCAACAUCCUCUGUGUGGGUGAGACUGGCAUUGGGAAGUCGACACUCAUGAACACCCUGUUCAACACCACGUUUGAGACAGAGGAGGCCAGUCACUACGAGAGCGUGGUUCGCUUGCGGCCACGCACCUACGACCUGCAGGAGAGCAACGUCCACCUGAAGCUGACCAUCGUGGAUGCAGUUGGAUUUGGGGAUCAGAUCAAUAAGGAUGAAAGUUACAGGCCCAUCGUUGAGUACAUUGAUACGCAGUUUGAAAACUAUUUGCAAGAGGAGCUGAAGAUCCGACGGUCGCUCUUCAACUAUCACGACACGAGGAUCCACGUCUGCCUCUACUUCAUCACCCCCACUGGCCACUCGCUCAAGUCCUUGGACCUGGUGACUAUGAAGAAGCUGGAUAGCAAGGUGAACAUCAUCCCGAUCAUUGCCAAAGCAGACACCAUCUCCAAGAGUGAGCUGCACAAGUUCAAGAUCAAGAUCAUGAGCGAGCUGGUCAGCAACGGGGUGCAGAUCUACCAGUUCCCCACCGAUGAUGAAGCAGUUGCUGAGAUCAACUCGGUGAUGAACGCUCAUCUGCCCUUUGCAGUGGUGGGCAGCACGGAGGAGGUGAAGGUUGGGAACAAGCUGGUGAGAGCCCGGCAGUACCCCUGGGGAGUGGUGCAAGUUGAGAAUGAAAGUCACUGCGACUUCGUGAAGCUGCGGGAAAUGCUGAUCCGAGUCAACAUGGAGGACCUGCGGGAGCAGACCCACACCCGCCACUACGAGCUCUACAGGAGGUGCAAGCUGGAAGAGAUGGGCUUCAAGGACACAGACCCAGACAGCCAGCCCUUCAGUCUCCAAGAAACAUACGAGACCAAAAGGAAAGAGUUCUUGAGCGAGCUCCAGAGGAAAGAGGAAGAAAUGAGACAAAUGUUUGUUAACAAAGUCAAGGAGACGGAGGCAGAGCUGAAGGAGAAGGAGAGAGAGCUGCACGAGAAAUUUGAGCACUUAAAAAGGAUACACCAGGAAGAGAAAAGGAAGGUGGAGGAGAAGAGGAGGGAGCUGGAGGAGGAGAUGAACGCCUUCAACAGGCGGAAAGUAGCGGUGGAAACCUUGCAGUCCCAAUCCUUGCAGGCUACCUCACAGCAGCCCCUGAAGAAGGACAAAGACAGGAAAAACUUUUUUAGUCUUCCCAGUGCGUGCUCCAUAACAUCAGGAAGAUAUGUUAAUUAGAAGAUUUAUUAAGGCCAAAACAUCUCAUGCAGAAGAAAUUAAUUGGUGCUUUCACCUUUAAGCUUGCAAUAUAUUGCACAGAAGAGAUUGUGUAGCAAGGACUAAGCUGCACCGUGCCUUUUGAUUGGGAAAAGUUGGCUUGAUCAGGUUUCUUGAUAAAGCUGAAAUCUAAGAUACUUGCCAAAAGCUAAAUUGCUAACGAGGGCUGCUGCAUGGCUGGCACUAACCUCCGCGCUCAUCUCCGGGCGAGAGCCCGUGCAGGGCAGUUAACACUGACCCAGCCUGCAGGGAGAUGGGGACAGAGCUGGGUCAGGGGGACAUCUCAGCUUGCUGCUUCAGCUGCUGCUCUGCGGGGUCCCUGUGGGUCCUCUCCUCUGUCUGGGUUUGGGGUGUAACUGCAGAACCUCCUAACAUCCCUGACCUCCCAGCCGGGUUCUCACGGCUCUGAGCAGUAACUCUUCUGUCUGGCUUUUUUCUGUAGACUUACAGGUCUGAUAACCAAAAUCCCCCAAACCCUUUUUGUUUCCUUCUCCUCGGGCUGCAGCCACGUGCCUCACAAGGUAACUCCCUGCCCACCUCUCUGGUACUCAGGUAACCCCCCUGGGCCAGUCUGGGCUCCAGCACCUCCUACUGGGAUGUGGUGGGGGAGAAUGGAACCAUCUGAAAGGACAACUGAAUGUUGAAUGUUAAUGGAGGGGAAAUGGUUUACAGCUGGAGACUCGGUGCUCCUGGUUGUGAGUUCUGUCUUUGUAACAGACUGACUUCCCUUGGCACGAGUACUUGUUUAAAGAAAAAAGAGGAAAAAAAGCAGGUGAUGUUUGUGUCCGGCUGAACUUCGCACAGGAACAGGGAGAGGCCCCAGUUGAUCUUCGUUUUAAAACAGCCUUGUAAAUGCAUCUCAGGAAUGACCUGCUUGUACCAAAGUUGGGUUUAAUAAAAACAAAACUGACUUGUUUAACAAACAUCUGUUAAAACCACCUUUGUAUGCUGGUUAUAUUCACACAGUGUGUCCCAAGCCAUGCUGCUCCCUGUUAUCCCAGUUUCCCCCUGCUAGCCCCAUUCCCCUCUAUAUCUGUUUGAUGUGGGGUGUCCCCUGUGCACCCCAGCAGCCUGCCUCCCUCCAGGCUGCUGCUUCCCAUGGGAACCAGCAGAAAACCAGCCCUUGGGAUGAGGUUUGAAGGAAGCUUGUACCCUGUCCCCCCACCUUGUGCUGGGGGUGAUGUGACAGGAGUGGGACAAGAUCUGGCUGUGGGAAGUGGGGUGUGGGACAGGAGCCCACGGGGGCUCCUGCUGAGCAGACUGGUCUCCAUCACCACCCCAGAGUCCUUUCAGGAUGGAGGGAGGAUGGUGGAGAGGCACUGACUGCCCCAGGCAGCUCCUGUCCUGGGGUGGUGUUGUACAGGACAGUUGCUGAAACCUGCAGCUGCCCUUGACAUAAAUUACAACUUGGAAGCAAAUCUGGGUGAGUAACAGGGAUGUGGCCGCUCUUAACCAUGGCAGGAACACACAGGUAAGCAGCACCCUUAGCCUGCCCAGGCCCAGCCAUGAGUGUUUGUUCCUUUAUCGUGACUCCAGCCCUGGGAUAGGUGGGCAGAGGGGACUCGUGCUGCCAGAGGAACAGCAGCAUAUCCUGGGAAAGCAGGCAGGCUCCGGAGUUCCUGUUUCCAUCCCAGUAUGGCAUCUUGCACCCUGACUGGGAACACAGGACCCUGAUGGGCCUUUAAGCACUGACUGCAGAAUUAACCCCCUGGUACUGUACACUUUGGGAGGUUGAUCGUGCAGCUCUGCAGAGGUUUUGAGAAGGCGGUUGGUUUGUUCAUGGUUUUCCAUGUGUCAUCCAGCUUAUGGGCAAGGAAUGAUGUGCACAGGCUCAGAGCUGGGGGAGAAAACAUGAGCUGUGGUGGUUGUGGUCUAAUAUUACAGCAUGUUCAUUGCUGUGUGUAGGAUUCUUCUGCUGGUGUUCCACUGAGUAACACAGCUGGUGAAGAUGCUCGAGAUAGGGCAAAGGGAAGGGUGGAAAGCAGAACCAGCCAUGUGUCCCAGCUUCCUGGAGGGACCUGUGUAGGGCUUGGGUUGGGCUCUUCAGGGAGCACACCAAGAGCCUGCAGACCAAGCUUGUUUUAUUGAAUGAAACCUACAAAAGACAACCUGCUUCCUUCUAAAAGUCAGGCAGUCAGGAUACAGCUUGUGCUGGAAAAGGAAGGUGCUGCACUGGUGGGAGGAAGAGCCCUCCCAUGAACCCACAGCCUUCCCCAUGGUACGUGGGCAGGGUGACCAAACACUUGCCAGCACACAGCUGCCCAGCCCUGGCUGCGCAGGCACCUCGUGAACCUCCUCUGAUCUGAAACCAGGCAGCAGGUCCUGCUCCUGUGGCACCCCCUGGCCAGGGCAGAGAUCCCCCCAGCAGCAGAGUGUCCACGGGCUGUGGCAGCUCGGAGCUGCCUCUCGGGACCUCCUUCGCUCUCACCGCGAGGUCACGUCACGUCUGCUCACAGGGGCCUUUUGCACCAAGUCUGAUCCUGCCUGUGUCUCUGGAACACUUGGGCACUGCUUUCUCCCUGGUGUGAAAAGAACAGCGAGGCUUUCUCCCUGCACUUAGACAAAGCCCACCCUGUUCUCGGUGCCAGUUCUGGCAAAUGUCAAACUGGAGAAAGCCAGUGACCAGAGCUGCUCGGGACAUCAGUCCUGUACAGCUUGGCAUUCAGGAACUCCUCUUCUACAAGGUAAGAUGAUGAGCAAGGGAAAGAAGGCCAGAAACUUUCCUCCUGUGCUGGUGAGUGGUGCUGCUAAGCAGCAAGAGAGUCUCCUUCCUCCUCUCUCAUUCCUGUCCUGUUUAUUUCCCUGUGUUGUGACAUGAGACACCUGCUCAGCAUUUAGCCUGUGCUGGUCCAUAUAAAACCUUUCCUGUUCUGUGGCAGGACUUGCAGGUGUGGUGGUGUUGUCCAUCCAGUGCUGUCUGGAUGACACCUUCACUCUAGGAUAACAAUCACCUGAAAAUGCUGGUCCUGUUCUCUAAAACAAAACCGUAGAAAUUAAGAAAACACACAUUCUUUAAAGUUCUUUUCAAGUAAGGCUGUUUUUUGAAGGUGAAAUAGAGGUUCAAACUGCUGUUUGUAGUUUGUAAAACUGCUUUGCUGGGGAGGUGAGCAGCUAAUUCAAACUAAUGUGGUAGUGGUAGGGAAUUAAUGAAAGUCAUUUUGUAUUGUCCAGACUGGUAAGACAGAACAAAUGUAAAACUCCCCAGGUAGCAUGUGCUGGUUGGUGAAAGCCCAAGGCAACGGUGAUUGUGGCCAAGAAGUGAUUUCCCAGAGCUUGUGGGAACUGGGUCUUUAAUGGCUUAACCAGAAAGAGGACAGACAGCAGAGCCCUGGGUUCCUUAAGAAAAACUGGAGGGUUUGGUUCUUUAUCUUCUCACUACUAAAUCAAAACCUUGGCUCCACCUGAGAACAGCUGGUAGGGAGCCAGCAGUGGGAGCUGCCCCUUCCUCAGCAGCUCCUGUUCCCUCUCCCAUGGGGCAAGUCAGAUUAGCUCUAAUAAGGGAACAAUGGAGGGAGCUGGAUGAAAGGCUCAGCCUGGCACUGCAUCACAGCUGGGUUCAAAAUAACCUCGGAGGCAUCUGGUUUUCUCUGCCAGCGUGGUCCCUGAGUUGUAGGGUUGUCACCAAGUCCCUCCUGUCCCCAGGCUUCUGUACUUAUGAGAUGCUAAAACCUGAGGGCCAGCACACCCUGCUUGGGAAGGACAUGGCAAAAAAAAGGAGAGAUUUUGUCACUAUCCUCUGAAAAACACAGCAGCACUUCUGCUCUGUUUUGUCAGCUGCUCUGUUCACUGGGACCUACUGGUUCUGCAGUUCCUGCUUCCAAGGCAGUAAUUCUCUAGGAAUUCUGACUAGUCCCUUCCAGGUGGCUGUAAGGGAGGACACGGGGAGGCACGAGCCACCCACCUUCACCCUCCCACCACUCAUUCCCCCAUCCUCACUGUACAGGUGUCUGAAUCCAUCACAGUACUCCUGUCUCUGCGGUGUCAUCGGGACUUGGGGCUGUAGUGGGUGUGAGAGGUGCUGAAUUGGGGGGGUUAUAGCAACCCUCACGUGAUGGGAAUUCUUUAGUCCAGAAGGGUUGAGGUGGGGUUGCCUUGCCUGGGAAGGGCCCUGGGUGGCUUGACUGAUGGCACAGAAAAUACGAAGAGUAUUGAGGGACUGCAAGCAUGUUGGCUUUUGGUCCACGAGCUCUUUUCAGUAGAUGAAUUCAGAGCUGCUGACCUUUAAGGAAAGAUGCAGAUUUUUGUGUAAGUUCAUGGUAAAUUAUUUUCUCUUCUGGCCACUGCUCCUGUAACUCUGUAAUUAGGGGGAGGGCAGGGCCAGGCUGGAUGGGAUGCCUCAGCAGAUGCUAUCAGCAAUAUGCAUGUUGGCCCUGCUGCAAAACACCUCACCAGGAGCUCCUGAGCUGUGACACAACAGGUGGGCAAACGCUCCCUCUUUGCAGGAGGUGAUAACUGCCAGGAGGGACAGCAGGAGACCAGGUUAAUUCAGGGUCAUUCAAGACCACCCAGUGGGUCGAUGGCAAACUGACAGCCUGGGUCUUUAGUCUUCUAGGGGUACUCUCUUGAGAGGCAUGUGUCCCAUGAGACUGGAGAACACUAAAAAUAAAACACACUUGCUUUUGGUGUCUCUCAUUAGAAGCCAACGUGGUUACAUUUCAAAAGCAAUGUAACUGGACUUAGAAGUUUUUGCAGUGUCCAGGGGGAGGCUGGGGACAGAGCGGAGGCCAAGUCAUCUGGAAACCUCCUUUCCCUGCAUUUCUCUUCCCUCUUUUGUUAGUACCAGCAAGGUCUGCAGCAAAGAACAUGGACACAGUCUUCUUGGAAGGCUUCUCAAGUGCAAUGUUGGUUGUUCCACACACGUGCUUUAUUAACUUCUUGGUGUCCUGGCCUCAAGAUCUGUGACCAAAGGCCGUUUUGCUUCCUACCUGUGCUUUU